AGUAGUCCAGCACGCUCUGAUAGACAUGCAGAGGCAAUGACAUCUCCUGCACCAGAAAUAGAUGAACCAUUUGAAGAUGAAACUGAUUUACUUGGUAAUGAUAAUGAUGUUAAUGAAGAGGAAGGAGAAGGAGAGGAAUUAUUUGGGGAUAAUAUGGAAGCUGAUUAUCGUCCCAUGCCAGCAUUAGAUAGAUAUGAUUCAGAUGUAGUGGAUUUGGAAGAAUACUCAGAAAUGUCUCAAGGAGAACGUGCAGAAGCUGAAGCUGCUAUGCAUAAAAGAGAUCGGGCAGCAGGCAUUAUCAGAGAUGAUAGAUAUUUACUUUAUGAUGAAAGUGAUGAAGAUGAAAUACAUGCCCGUAAGCGCCGUAUGGCUGAAAAAGCAGCAACAGGUGAAAUUGAAGACACAGAAAUGAUUGAAUCUAUUGAGAAUUUAGAAGAUACUAAAGGUCAUUCAGUUAAAGAGUGGGUGUCUAUGCUGGGGCCUAGAACCGAAAUUUCUAAUCGUUUUAAAAGCUUUCUUCGUACACAUACUAAUUCAAAAGGACAAUAUAUGUACAAAGAACGAAUUCGUCAUAUGUGCGAGAGUAAUCAAUCUAGCUUUGUUGUGGAAUUUCCCAUUCUUGCAAGUAAAGAACAUGUUUUGGCUUAUUUUCUGCCAGAAGCACCAUUUCAAAUAUUAAAUAUAUUUGAUGAAGUAGCAAAGGAACUAGUACUAACUAUAUUUCCGAGUUAUGAAAGGGUUUCAAGUGAAAUUCAUGUGAGAAUAUCAGAAUUACCUUUAAUAGAAGAAAUUCGUACAUUUAGGAAAUUGCAUUUGAAUCAAUUAGUACGUACUCUAGGAGUUGUUACUGCAACUACAGGAGUGUUACCACAAUUGUCUAUUGUAAAAUAUGAUUGUACAAAAUGUGGAUAUGUACUUGGUCCUUUUGUACAAAAUCAAAAUACAGAAGUUAGGCCUGGGUCAUGUCCCGAAUGUCAAAGUAUUGGACCAUUUAUGAUUAACAUGGAACAAACAAUAUAUAGAAACUAUCAAAAAAUUACAAUCCAAGAAUCACCAGGUAAAAUUCCUGCAGGAAGAAUACCGAGAAGUAAAGAAUGUAUUCUUUUAUCAGAUCUCUGUGAUCGUUGUAAACCUGGAGAUGAAGUAGAUGUUACCGCCAUUUAUACGAAUAACUACGAUGGCUCCUUGAAUACGGAACAUGGUUUUCCAGUGUUUGCAACAGUUCUUCUUGCUAAUCAUCUACAAGUGAAAGACUCAAAAGAAAUUGUUGAAUCAUUGACUGAAGAAGAUAUUUCUAGUAUCAUUACUUUAAGUAGAGAUCAUCGAAUUAUUGAUCGCAUUGUCGCAAGUAUUGCACCUUCGAUCUAUGCACAUGAAUAUACCAAAAAAGGUUUAGCAUUGGCUAUAUUUGGCGGAGAAUCAAAGAAUCCUGGUAACAAGCAUAAAGUAAGAGGAGAUAUUAAUGUGUUACUAUGUGGAGACCCAGGGACGGCAAAAUCUCAGUUCCUAAAAUAUGUCGAAAAAAUUGCACCUAGAGCAGUAUUCACUACAGGCCAAGGGGCUUCGGCUGUUGGGUUAACUGCUUUUGUAAGGAGAUCACAAACAACUCGUGAAUGGACUUUAGAAGCUGGUGCCUUAGUACUUGCCGACCACGGAAUUUGCCUUAUUGACGAGUUUGAUAAGAUGAAUGAUCAAGAUAGAACAUCUAUUCACGAAGCCAUGGAACAACAAAGUAUUUCUAUUUCAAAAGUAGGAAUUGUUACAUCACUUCAUGCUAGAUGUUCAGUAAUAGCCGCAUCUAAUCCUAUUGGAGGAAGAUAUGAUGCUAGCAUGACAUUUGUGUGUUAUGUAGAUUUAUCAGAACCAAUUUUGUCUCGUUUCGAUAUUCUCUGUGUAGUGAAAGAUGAAAUAGAUCCUAUGCAAGAUCGGCAUUUGGCGAAAUUUGUUGUGAAUUCUCAUAUGAGACAUCAUCCAUCAAAUGCUGGGAAAGUGAUACCUACAGUAGAGGAUGCAAAUGAUAUAUCUAUCCCACAAGAUCUUUUAAAAAAGUAUAUAGUUUAUGCACGGCAAAAUGUUCAUCCUAAAUUAACAAAUAUUGAUCAAGAUAAAGUGGCAAAAUUAUACAGUCAAUUAAGGCAAGAAAGUUUGGCCACCGGAAGUUUACCAAUUACAGUACGACAUAUAGAAAGCAUUAUACGUAUGGCUGAAGCAAGUGCUAAAAUGCAUCUACGUGAUCACGUUCAAGAAAAUGAUAUUAAUCUUGCUAUCAGAAUGAUGCUUGAUAGUUUUGUUGAGACACAGAAGUAUUCAGUAAUGAAAAGUAUGCGUGCGACAUUCCAGAAAUACUUAUCAUACAAGAAAGAUCACAGUGAACUUCUGUAUUACAUACUUAGGCAACUUACAUUAGAUACUUUAGCGUUCCAAAAAGCUAUACGCGGAGGUCGCAUUGCAACAAUCGAAAUUUUGGAGAAAGAUCUAUUGGAUCGGGCUAAACAAAUCGACAUAUACAAUCUUCAUCCAUUUUAUGAAAGUGACAUUUUCAAGUCAAAUAACUUUGUUUAUGAUUCAAGGAGGAAAGUAAUAGUACAAACACUUCCUGAUGAUGUUGAUGACUAA
Habropoda laboriosa is the source of this 2616-nucleotide messenger RNA. It is a transcript of the gene Mcm2, whose product is annotated as DNA replication licensing factor Mcm2. Bases 37 to 2616 code for a protein of 859 amino acids. Gene Ontology annotation, cellular component: MCM complex; nucleus. Gene Ontology annotation, molecular function: ATP binding; 3'-5' DNA helicase activity; single-stranded DNA helicase activity. The record is from RefSeq and is a predicted model, not a curated record. Lineage: Eukaryota; Metazoa; Arthropoda; Insecta; Hymenoptera; Apidae. Gene Ontology annotation, biological process: mitotic DNA replication initiation; double-strand break repair via break-induced replication; DNA replication. The transcript is spliced from 14 exons.